Molecule: messenger RNA, 5623 nt
Organism: Seminavis robusta
Lineage: Eukaryota; Bacillariophyta; Bacillariophyceae; Naviculales; Naviculaceae
Source: the annotation of a GenBank genome assembly
GGAUCUUGAUGGUGGUGCCCUCUUGUGACAACGGAGAAAGCUCGCCUACCGUACGCACGCAAAGGUAAGGGCACAACCCUCUGCUCUAUGAUAGUACGUUUCAAACAAGCCCUUUGAGGUCUCAAACCCGCUGUCAAAGGGCAGCGGUAGCACGACAAGAAAAACGCUCUGGUCUUUUGGACAACAAACAAUCUCACAAAUCAAGCCUUCAGCAUUACAAAACGAAAACAAGCCUUCAAAUCUUUCCAAAUGACCAAAGACAACUUGCUCACCACUGUUCUUUCGUCCGCGGUGAAAACGAGUCUGAGUCAGCAGAAGACUGUCCCCAAGAAGAAGGCAAUUGUCAAAAAGAAAAAGAAGCCAGCCCCCGGCCCCUCCCAACAACCCAAUGUCGUGAAGAAACCUGCCGCCGAGGCCAUGGGAUGGCUCUGUGUCGGCUCCAAAAAGCCCGCCAAGACCAAGCCACCUCCUGCGGCAGUCGCGAAGGCCAAGCCCCCUUCCAAGAAAGCUGCGUUGACUUCCAACGCAUUCUACCUGCCAAAGUCCUUGGAAAAGAAGCUUCAUCAGGCCAAGUCUGUGGAAUCCAAGAAACGGCCCUUUGAAGAGCAGGAAGAGACCCUUCGGCAGCAAAAGCUGACCAAGUGCCAACGCAAGAACCAAGCUCGAUCUCAAAAGCGAGCCGAGCAACGCUUGAUGAAAGAGAAAGCCACUCUUUUGCAGAAAAAGGUGGCUUUGCUCCAAGACAAAGCGGCUCUGCUUCAACAGCAGGUACAAAGCAUGACAAUCAAUGAUGACGAAGAAACAGCUUCCAUAUCCGACGAGACGGCAAUCACCACUGAGAGCAGCGCUGAAGAUACUAUCGAGACGGACCGCAGCAGCCCAGCCGGCGACUCUCUCUUGCUUGCCCUGCCUUACGAAGUCCUCACCAACGGCAUUCUCUCAUUCCUUCGCCCUGAGGAAAUGGUCAAGCUCGGCUCCACCUGCAAGAGCGCCAAAACCGUUUGUGAGGAAGGCUACCUCUGGCAGUCUCUCUUCCGCCAACGAUUCCCGGCCAGUUCUCUCUCACCCCAAAACAUGAAGGAAUGGAAGACGGCUUAUCAGCUCAGCCUCACCAACAUUGUCGACCGGUUGCGCUGCUUCUCCACCCAAAAGACCUUCAUGGAGGAUGUGUUGGGUGUUUUGGUGGACUACACCGUCAAUCCAAAGCGCCAAACCGUUGACCACGUUGAACUGUCCCAAGACCUCCUGAGUGAAACUGCGUUCGUUCAGAAUCGCGUUCGAACUGACGUAUUCGGGAACUCCUUCAAGCUGUUCCUGCCACUGUACUUCUCGGAAGAGCACUUCCAGCGAGCUCUUCCCCGCAUCCAAAAGACAAUCGUCGCACUGGCGCGAGACAGACGCGAUCGAACCUUUGUUCGCUUCCACCCCUUCAUGAUCUUGGACGUCUUCCCCAAGAUUGUUACCACCUUUGUGGUUUUGCUGAGCGAUCAGGGCAUUGCUGCCUGCCGAAAGAGCUACGAUGGCAUCACCCGCAUCCAUCGAUUGUUUUUGGCGUUGGCGCACCAAUAUCCCAAGAUUCAAACGGAGGCCUUGCGCCGGCUCAAGCUCUUCAUUGCGGACGAAAAGAACCGGGUCAAGUCCGCCUGUCCCAACCUCGGGGCCAUCCUUCCUCUCCUCAUGAUCGUGGACGACAAAGUGAUGGGCUGGCCACAAAUCCGAAUUGCCUACGUCAGGGAGACGUUCGACCGCAUGGUCUUGUGGGCCUGCAAGCAGUUCCCCCAACUCGAACGAACUCACGACUCUAUCACUGGCGUAGUCGAAUCGGAGGCUGAAGCUGAGCAACGCGUCGAGCUCACGCUCCAGGCGUCUAUUGUCAACUUGAGGCUGAUGAUGUUUCACGUCUACUUCCUGAAGGCUCUUUGCAAAGGAACGACCCAAGAACGCGCCAACCGCUAUGACUGCUUCUUUGGCCAGCCAGAGCCAAAGGAGAUGGAGGCUGUGGCGGAUGCCCCUGCUGCCGCCGCCGGAAGCAAGGACGAGGCUGUGGCCAAGGGUCCCACACCUCAUUCUGCCGUCGGGUUCGGCCACUUCCGGGAUCAGAUCAAUCACAUCGUGACGGUCCAGACAUGGCAGAAGUUCAUUGGCUUUGUCGGAUUGCCUUGUCCAUCCAGCAAAGCCGAAAUGGCCCGUCGGUUGCGCUGUCACGUUGCCAAUUCCCGACGCAAGAAGUAUCACACCGCUGGCAUGGACUUCAAUCGGGUCCAGGCCUCGGGUACUAGCCGCAUCUUGUCCAAAGGCGAGCAGUACAGCGCAAACUCCGACUUGCGCCGAGUGAUCUUCCGCGAUACGUGGAAAUUCCAGGGCGGCACUAAGUACCUAGAUGCCACCUGUCUCCUCUAUAAAGGAAAGAAACUUUUGGAGACAGUGGACUAUCGAAAUCGCCAGGGGUCACAAGGCGCGGUCGUCCAUUCGGGAGAUGUCAUGACCGCCGACGGAGGCACACACACAAUCUCUUUGGAUCUGGCGCGGGUGGACGCGGGAGUGACCUCGUGUGUCUUCGUCUUAUCAGCUUGGGCUUCGGCCACCUUGGCAGACAUUUUGUCUCCGUCUGUUUCCUUCGACGACGCUGACGCAGACGAAGACAAGGCACAGUUGUGCACUUACGAUCUGGCUGCGCAGGACAAAGUUUCCUAUCUCACCUCUGUCGUCAUGUGCCGACUCUACCGGGUGUCUGGAGGCCACAAAGAUGGCAAGUGGCAUGUACAAGCAAUCGGGGACUCCCACAAGGGAGAUGCCACGGACUACACACCGAUCUAUCAGGCCGUCGCCAAGCUGUUGUAGCUCGCCGGUGACCCCAAAACACAGCACAAACCAAAACCCCCUUCCCAAAUCAGCCCCCCUCCCCCAACCAACCAACCAAAUGGAGCGAAUACAAUCGUCCCUGUGAUCUUGAUGUAGCUUGUUCCGACACAAAAUAUGUAAAAAUAAAAAUUAGGAACGUGUUGCAUCCAUUCCCCUUGCUUGCUAGGCCGUGGCUGUUAGUACGACGCUAUGCUUUGUUUCGGCUACCCGUAUGCUGUGGCCGAAGCACGACGACGCUUGUUGCUGUAUCAUGGGCACCCCCAGGCCACGGUCACAUCCAUCCGAACAACAGCUCCGGACUAGGAAGAGCUAGCCUCAACAAAAGGAUCGAGCCACCCUCUCCGAAUCGAAUCCUUUUUUCUAAGCACUCGGAAAGUAGGUCGACGAUUGAGUCAAUCCAUCCAGGAGCUUUUUCUAUUACAUGUACCGGUAUAUGCUUUUUCAGUGCUGAUUCCCUAAAGACACCUUUUCCUAAGUUGAGUUGUAUCAUCGAUUGCUCUUGCACUCUUUGUAACGUAAUUGGUGUGUUGUCGAUUUUUCCCAUCAAUCUUUCCUUCAAAGCGAGCCUCUUCUCUUUCUCAUUAUUGCCGUAUGUCAACUAUGGCUAGCUAGCUAGAAUUGUUCCUGAUCGGGGGGUAGCUGUUCAAUCUGGAUGUCCCCGCUGUCGGCCUUUUCUGCAUCAUCCCCAGGACCUGUUUGCUGUAGAUUGACAGAAGUCAUGUCGCUGUAACAGGAAGAUGCAAUCGCCAAAGAAACAAGAAAGGACUGGGAGAGAAACAGUGUGACAAGAAGAAGUUGAUGAGUAACAAACAAAUCACGGGGACUCAAUCAAAUACCAACAAGUUUCAGACUCACAAACCAAGUAAAAUAAUACAAGUUGCCUCUGUGAAGUGGAAUAAUGCAGUAUUGGGAAUGGGUGAGAUUCCAUUCAAAACGACCAACGACCAACUCAGAUUGAUAGCUGGAAACCUACAUUGAGCUUCCCGGUCCCUUUGCGGACUGCAUGGCGAGACAGAAAAAGGAAAGAAAUGAGUCCAUGAUAAUGAGUUUCCAAAGGACGAGACGGGAACACUGUAUUUUCCUCCAAACAACAAAGCCAUGUUGCUUGCUUGCUUGCUUUCUUACAGUGAUAAAGGCCACCCCACAGGCAUUCAAAAUGGUCAGAAUGAGUGCCACCAUGCCCUCAAAGAAAAAGGACGCCGUCCUGGUAAUCAAUUUCAUGCCCACCACCACAAUCGCAAAGAAUGCUCCAAUGGUCCCAAUGCUAAUACCAAAUGUGCAUCGUCGGCAAUAAAUCUCCAAGCCCGGCUCUACGGGUUUGCAGUCAAUCUGAAAGAUAUUGGCACUGGCUCCCAUGACGACCAACGAACACGCCAGGAGGCCACCCCAGAGUUCCAUUCGUUGGGAUCGAUUCUGCACUUCUCCCACCAAAUCCAAUCCAAAGACGGACCGUAGAUACGACACCAGUAGGCAAAUGCUGGCGACAAAGGCAGCCCAUGAAAAGUAGUACAAGUUGCCAUUGAGAACCGUAUUGUUGCAUUCAUUGUUGUUGGAGCUGUGGGGUAGAAAGAAAAUAUAUAAAGGAAAGAGCAAUGAUGUGGGUAUACCGUGAGAUGAGAACCAAAAGAUCAAAAUAAUAGAAUACUACCCCCAUAUACAAAACUUAAUGGAAACGGUACGUACCUUCUGACGGCCAAAUUGUUUUCCGCAUCCGACACAAUGGACACAAUGCCACUCCAAAAGGCCACCAAGAUGAUGCAGAUGACUCCCUCCAGUUUAUUGUUGGUUACCAUGAUUGCAUACAAAGGAUGAAGUUGCAACAUGACCAUGACUGUCGUCAACGCAAACGUGAUGGAAGAGCAGGCUACCGCCCACUUGGCAUCACUGGUCACUUCUUCCAGAUCAUUCUUCACCUCCACCGAAGAACCCAGUGUCACCGUACUAAACACCAGAAAUGCUACCCACAGAGAAAACCUCGGGGACCGUCCCACUACAACCUCGCCAGUCUCGGGGUUAAUUUCAGAUGACAUACUGACUGUGGUAUUUAUUACUUGCUUGUCUCUUGUCUUCUAUAUUGAUGGUAGUAGGCUUCCCUCCUUUUUAGUUUCCAGUCGUUAGUUUGGUUUGAGUUAUCCGUGGGGCUCGAGAAAGAUCUUGCGGCGGCCGAAAAAUUGCAUCCCAACUGUUAGAAAGGUAUUUUCGUAUGACAGACAGACGACUCGGGAUCCACAGUCACGGUUCGUGAUUGGGGAUGUGUGACUCAAAUCAGAUGGUUAUCCGAUCAUCAUCAGAUGGCCAGGUGUACGAGGAACGAGGACAAUGGUCGUCUAGAUGAUGCAACUACAAAGGUUAGGAAGUUAGGUCGAAGAGAUGAAUGCAAGGAGCGAUGGGACGGAACAAAUGAAUGGACGGAUGAAGGUCCAUAGGUUUAGUAAAGUGGGAAAGCCCUCCAGGGCCAACCAUGCACUUCAGGAAGAUAGAUCGACGAGAUCUAUCUGCAGAUGAAACUGCGAGAAACAGAGGAUCGAAAGAUCCUGGUAUAUAAAGAUCCUGGUAUAUGUAUGCAUAUCGGAGCUCAGUUGUAGAGCUCACAAUCUGAACGAGAGAGAAAGAGAAAACGAAACGAAUAGCCAGUCUACUAGACAGUAGAGCUGGAAGGAUAUUGAUUAAAUUAGAGAAAUUGUGCGUUCAAGUUCACACCUUUUCAACACGUUUUAAAACGAUAGCUAUCAGGAAAGAGUGAGCUUGGAUCCAGGUUGUC